UCGCCGGGUAGUACUAAAUGCCUGAAUUUAACCAGAAGCCAAGGAAGAACACAACUAAGGAAAUUAAUUUAAGACCUGAACACUUUUUUUUUUUUUUGCAAAGAAGUUAAACACUCCUGGGAAAAGAUUACCAAAAAAACUGGACAGUUAGAGAAAGUCAGGAAAAGGAGUUGGAGAAGCUGGGUUGCCACUUUGAAGAGACAAGUCAAGAGAGUCGCUGUUAAUGCAACAUGAUCUGGUGGGUCUUGCCCUAAAAAUACCGCUGUGCAGGAGAGCGGCCGCUAUGUCUAUAUGCUUGAUUACCUGGUCAUAAACAAUUUCUUUUUUCUUCUUCAGACCAGAGUUUUAGGAAAUUACUGUUAGCAGGUAUGCUUCUACGAUUUUUUAUUAUUCGUUUUUCCAGUAAAAGAUACAGAUGGAUUCUUUGAUGUUCGUAAAAUGUGAGAAACAUCUUAGCUGUAGCUUAUCAUUAAUGCCUGCUUAUAGAUGUUAAUAACCUGAUUUGAUAUUUGUUUAAACUAUUGUAUGAGGCCAGUCUUAGUGUUGCUGGUUUAUAGACUGUAGAUAAAUAAUCCACUGGAGGCUCUACCAAGACAGUUCAACCAUGAGAAAAGCUGAUGUACAAAUGACCUUAAAAAAAGGGGCAGAUGAAGCAGUGGCAUCCCCAAGUCCUAUCAUCCCCCCAAAACGGUCUAAAGCAAACCCAGAUCAAGUGAUGCCGGACCCACGGGGGCUCAGUCAUCCCACUCCAACUCCCCCUAUUUUCAUUCGCAAAAUGAGGAAUGCUGCCGUGGGGACAGGAUGCGACAUCCGCCUCAAAGUGAGUGUGGCUGGAGACCCUCAGCCCUCCUUGUACUGGUACCACAAUGAUGAACUCCUCGACAUGGAGAACCAAGAGUACGGCGGGCUCUGGAUUAGGGACUGCAAACCCAGUGAUGCUGGUCUCUACACCUGCAUUGCUAAUAAUCACCUGGGAGAAACUCGGACCAGCGCUGUGCUAGCAGUCUUGGAUCUUGGUGAAGAUUCUGAAACAACAGAAGAUGAAGGUGGAGACCAGUUUGAGACCAAAGAAGACAGUGGGGAUGUUGAGGACCAGGCUGUUCAUACAAAAACAGUGAUGGAAAAAUGUGACGAGGGUAACAGCAGAGCACAUGGACAUCAGGAUCACUAUAACAGGAACCAGUCAGAGGAUUUUUCAAGAGAUUCUCCCCCCCAAGUCCUCCCACCACCAUCCCCAAGGCUGAUCAAAUCUGUCUCCACCUCUCCUAUGCCAAGUCGCUCUGGUUCAACUACUCCUAUCAGCUCACGUAAGAAAACUACUGUGCCAACUGAAUACCAAGACACAGUACCUGGAGAGUUUGAAGAGAAAGUUAAGCAACCAAAAGCUCAAGGUAGCUCCCAAGACUCCCGACCACAAACUCCACUGAGCGAGUACUCCCGCAAGGAAUUCGCCCUCAGACCUUCUCCUAAGCUUACAAGGGCAAGCUCAAAAGUUUUUGAGAAGGUCCGUGGCUUAGAGGAGCGGAGACGAAGUCUUGAUAUUCCAGAAGGUUCCACCUCAGGAAGAUCCUGGGCAGGGUUCAAUCGUGCCGGCUCUGUAGAUUCAGAUGAUGGUGGAAGCCGGUUAGGAAUUUCAAGGGAAAGUUCUCGGGAAGACCUUAGGGAAGCCCUGAAAGAAGAUGCUGCUGAGCGUAGAUCUAUGUUUAGACAGAGAGCUGCUUCUUUGGAAGAUAAACCACGCUACUCCCAAAAGGUUCAGGACAUUGAAAACAAGUUUACAGAGGAGCUUCAGCGCAUCAAGAAGCUUGUCGGGAAACCCCAUAUGAAAAAAUCCUUUUCAACUGAACAGCUCACCCUAAAGGGUAAGCAGCGCCAGCCUUUCAGGAAAAUUGAGCCUAUUCCUCCACAAGUUCUACAAAAGCUUCAAGAAAGGGAACGUGUGCAGUGGGCAAAGGAAAAGAAAGAAAAGGAACUAAGUCAGCAACCAACAGAGCAACAACAGCAAACAGUGCAAGAAAAGCCCCUUAAGACAGCAAACACUGGUACAACAACCGCAGCAGUUGGUAGUUUCAGCAAGGUUCCAGGUCCCCCAGAGUCGAUGCAGUUAUCUGACUUACCAGGACAGCGGUCAUUGAGGGAAUUAAAUAGAGUCAGCCCAGUUACAGAAAUUAUUCAGAGAUCUUCAUCUCCAGCAUUUUACCAUCAACAAAGGGAAGAGUCACCAAGUAGAAAUGUUGCGGAGAUGACAUUCCGCAAACUCGAACGAAGGCCACCAAGUCCGCUUGUACAAAGGGUAACUCGGAUGCAAGAUUCCCCACACAUCCAGGAAACAGCACUAACACCACAGAAGGAAGACACUUCAGGAAGAAAGACACCAAUAGAAUUUGUGUUAAGAAAAAUUGAGAACAGACCUGAAAGCCCUCUGGUACAGAAAAAAACUGUUGUCUCGCAAGAUACUCUCCUUCAACCUCCUCCAAAACCUCCAAGGGUUACCCCAACACAGGACAUAACGGAAUUGGAGCCGUCCAAAAUGGCCUCAAAGAUACAGGUGCCUACAAUUAUUGUUGAAGAUGAAAAAAUGGAAGAGGAUGUUCCAGGGAAGACAAGUGAGACCCAGAAGAGGAGUCCUACUGCCAAAGAGAGACAACAGCUGAAGACUAAAGGAAAGAACCGUCGGUCUCGACCCAUGUCUCCAGAGUUAGAUUCUUCCGAUGAUUCUUAUGUUUCUGCUGAAGAAGACCCAAUGGAAGCGCCAUUGUUUGAAUUUCCCCUUCACGACACUGUAGCAUCUUCUGGUGCAGAUGUGCUGCUAAAAGCUAUCAUUUCUGGAACCCCUAUUCCUGACGUUACCUGGACUAAAGACAAUGUUGCCGUCAUAGGCUUAGAACAUUACACAGUCAAAGUGGAGGGUGAACGACAUAGUCUGCUCAUCAAAUCAGCAAAAAUAAGUGAUGGUGGGAAAUACUGUGUAACGGCUGUGAAUCAGGUGGGCAAAGCCAGCAGCAGUGCCACUCUCAUAGUUAAAGCAGGCCCUAUGCAAGAACCAAAGAGAGUCCUGGGUGUGCCAAUAGAUAUCAGCAGUCCGAUUACCUCCGACGAAGAGUAUCUCAGUCCUUUGGAGGAAGCUAUGGAUUAUGGAGAGCCAGAGCCAAGGGGAGCUAUUGACACACGAUUCAGAAAACCUCCCGGAUUUCUGGUAACAAUGACUGAUCAAGCCGUCAUCGAAGGACAGGAAGUCACCAUGUUUGUUCGAAUAAGUGGACAACCCAAACCCAUGCUUUACUGGUUGAGGGACAGAGUGACUGUGAAAACAGGCCCACGUCACAUUGUACGUGAGACGGCAGAUGGCACCUUUGAAAUGACCAUCAAGUCGGCGGUGAAGUCAGACUCCGGACUCUACACUUGCAGGAUUAUUAAUGAGUAUGGGACGAAGCAAUGUGAAGCAAAAAUGGAGGUGAAAGCCCCACCCGUUGAGCCAGGCCUCGCUGUCAUCCGGCCGGUGAAAGACAUCACAGCCAAGGCUGGAGAAACGGUUCUGUUCGAGUGUCACGCCAUCGGGCCAAAGGACACCGACGUGGACUGGCUUGCAGAUGGGAAACUGAUCCAGCCGGCGUUGCUUAACUGUAAGAUGCAUUUUGAUGGAAGGAAGUGCAGGCUGCUGCUCAAUUCUGUGCACGAGGAUGACAGCGGUACAUACAUGUGCAAGCUCAGCACAGCUAAAGAGGAAGUGACAUCAUGUGGUAAACUCAAAGUUAUUCCCUCUUUGGCGCCUCUCUUCACUCGUAAGUUGGAUGUUUUGGAAGUGAUUGAGGGGCGCAAUGCUCGGUUUGACUGCAAAGUCAGUGGGACACCACCUCCUAAGGUCAUCUGGAGUCACUUUGACCAGCCACUGUUAGAAAGUGAAGAUGUUCGUAUUCUUCAGGAGAGUGGCCGUCAUUCUCUGAUAAUUUCCCAUGUGACUAGCCAGGACGAGGGUUUGUACAGUAUCACAGCCGGAAACAGUCAUGGCAAGGUGGAGGACUCUGCCGAACUUUACAUACAGGAACCGCGGCCAGCCAUUUCUUCUCAGAUGGCUAAACUGGAGAAAAUGCCAUCCAUCCCGGAAGAGCCAGAGGUGCCAGAGAAUGAGGUGGAGCGCUUCACUAUGCCUGACUUCAUAAAGCCCCUCUACGACCUGGAUGUAGUUGAGGGAAAAGAAGCCGUGCUCAAAUGCAAAGUGGCUGGUUUGCCAUAUCCAACCAUCGUCUGGUUCCACAACGGGAAAAGGAUUGAAAGCACAGAUGACAGAAAAAUGACGCAAUUUCGUGAUGUCCACAGCCUGGUCAUCCGCUCUGUGUGCCAUGCUCACGGUGGUGUCUACAAGAGUGUGAUCUCUAACAAAGUGGGAAAAGCCACAUGCUAUUCUCAUCUCUAUGUUACAGACAUCCUUCCUGACCCUCCUGAUGGCACUCCAGUGAUCGAUUCCAUCACUGGUAAAACCAUCACUUUGACUUGGAAAAAGCCAAGAAGGUUGGACCCUUCAAUUGAUCCCAGCUCCCUGAUGUACGCCAUCCAACAGCAAGCCCUGGGCUCGAUCCAGUGGAUCAUCAUAGCCUCUGGCCUAAAGGAGACCACCUACACCAUCACAACCCUCUCAAAAGGUGUGCGCUACGCUUUCAGGAUCUUGACCAUCACCUCCAAGGCUUUCAGCAAACCCUCACUCUCCACCGACCCAGCACAGCUCCUGGACCGAGGUCCCUAUCUACAAGAGGCCCCUUGGAUUACUGAUAAACCAGAAAUUGUGUAUGUGAUUGAAAACCAGUCGGUCACGAUCUCCAUCACACUCAAUCAUGUCAACGCUGCAGUUACCUGGAAGAGGAAAGGAGUGACUCUGACAAGCAGGCCAGGCCUUUACGAGAUGACAAUGCCUGAUGAUGACCAGCACACACUGAAGCUUCUGAAAGUGAAGAGUUCUGACGUCGGAGAGAUGACAUUUGUUGCCUCCAAUGAGUAUGGAAGUGACAACUGUACCUUCAAUGUGGAGAUGGCAGCUCCACCAACAUUUGAGACUAUUAUGGAAGACUUGGAUGUUUGUGCAGGGGAGAGCCCUCGCUUUGCUGUGGUAGUGGAGGGCAAACCCAUCCCUGACAUCCUCUGGUUCAAGGGGGACAUCCUGCUGUCGGAGAGCAGUCACUACACAUUUGUCUAUGAUGACAACGAAUGUUCCUUGGUGAUCCUAAAUACCCAUGCAGAGGACUCGGGGGUGUACACGUGUACUGCUCGAAACUUGGCAGGUUCCGUGUCUUGUAAAGCUGAACUCACAGUUCAUGAAGCUAAAAGUAAAGAGGAUCCAAUGGAUGACGAGGAGACUCUUCUCAGAAAAAUGCGCAGAUUGACUGACUACUACGACAUCCACAAGGAAAUUGGAAGGGGUGCAUUUUCCUAUGUGAAACGUGUGACCAAGAAGGGGAGUAUGACGGAGUAUGCUGCAAAGUUUAUCUCCACUCGGACCAAAAAGAAGAAGUCUGCUUUAAGAGAGAUGAACCUGCUUUCCAGGCUGGACCACGAGAGAGUCCUUUACUUUAAUGAUGCCUUCGAGAAGAAGAAUGCAGUCAUCAUCAUCACAGAGAUCUGCCACGAGGAGCUGCUUGACAGAUUUACCAGAAAAUCUGCUGUUUUGGAGUCCGAUGUACGUUCUUGUAUAAGACAGCUGCUUGAGGGUGUGGACUACCUCCAUAAUCUAAACAUCAUACACAUGGAUAUUAAGCCUGAUAACAUCCUCAUGGCAGACCCCCAUAGUGAUCAAAUUCGAAUCUGUGAUUUCGGCAACGCAGUGGAGUUCACGCCUGAUGAGGCUCAGUACUGCAAAUAUGGCACACCAGAAUUUGUUGCUCCAGAAAUAGUCAAUCAGACGCCUAUUUCAAAAGCAACGGACAUCUGGGCUAUUGGAGUUGUAGCGUACCUGUGUCUGACAGGAGUUUCUCCAUUUGCUGGGGAGAACGAUCGCAGCUCUGUGCUGAACAUCAGGAACUACAACGUGGCAUUUGAGGAGGGCAUGUUUGCUGACCUUUGCAGAGAGGCUAAAGGGUUCAUCAUAAAGUUGCUGGUUGUGGACAGGCUGAGACCAGAUACUCAGGAAUGUCUCAGACACCCCUGGUUCAAGACACUUAGCAAAGGGAAAUCCAUAAAUACAGAGGUCCUGAAGAAAUUUGUGUCUCGCAGAAAAUGGCAGCGUUCUAUUAUCAGCUAUAAAUCAAAAAUGAUCAUGAGAUCUAUACCCGAGUUGCUAAAUGAUUCCUCAAGCCAUAUCUCCAUCGCGGUCCAAAGAAAUCUGAAAGAGGGUUCUCCUUUGCCAUCAUCAUCUUCUGAUUCUGAUGAAGAUGUUGAUGCACUACCAUUUAUUCCCAUGCCACUUAACAUGGACUUCUCUGGAUCAAGGAAGUCAUUGAAUGACAUUCAGACCAAUGAGCAGGAAACUGGAAAGCCAAAUGGUACAAGUCAAGCCCAGAAGGCAAUGGAGUGUGACCCUAGAGAAUUGGAUAAGGAAGAGGUUAAAGUGACUGGCAAAGGUCACCAUCGGAAAAGGUCAUCACAAGACAAUGACAAUGGUUCCUCAGAUGAAGAACCGCCUGCUGCAUUGCCCCAAAAGUCUGAGUUGUCUAGAAAGCCACUUAGAAGGGGUUCAAGUAUGGAAUCGGAUAAACCAGAAGGAGUAAGACGAAGGGGGGAGUUAAGACGUGGUGGUUCAGCGGACAGUGCAUUGUUGCUCCGAAUCACACCUGAAGAAGGAACUGGAGAGGAAAACCAUGAAGAUGGACGGAGAGUUCUUAAGAAAGCUGUGUCUAUGGAAUUACCAAGAAGGAGCACCAGCCCCGGAACUGCUAAGAUGAGUCAAGAAGACUAUGCUCUGAAACUGGAGCUGAUGAGACAGCGACUGCUUCGUGGUGGCUCUGUUGACAACAAGAUGAGUGGACUGAGAGGACCUCUAUUGGAAACACUAGGAAUGGGAGAUGAAAAACGAGGAAUGCCUUCAGAUCGCUAUGGUCGCACAACUCGUCUGGGCCCACCACCACUAACUCGAGCUGCAUCCAGUGAUUUCCCAAGGGACGAAGUUUCUAAACCCAAAGUUUUACGCAAAAGUACUUCUUUUAGUCAGGGGGAUUCAGAGCCCAUACCUUUACACCGGCGGUCAGGAGCUCCUCUGGAGAUUCCAGUGACACAGGGAGGAGAACGAAGACUCAAGGAGGCUAUUUCAAUGUCAUCUCUAACAGAGCAAAUCAAGCUAGACUCCCGCCCUGUGACACCAAAACCACCAACUCCGGAGUCUAUUAUGCAAGAGAGUCCAACCAAAACAGAGAGUGAAGAAUCUUUAAUGGAGAAAGAGAUAAAACCUGAUGAAAUUAUGAAUGAAAAGAUGGAUGGGUUGACUACAGAUAGUAAUUUUGAUGAGCGAUCAAGCACAAGUGGGUUUUCAGAGAAGGACAUGAGUAUUUCAGAGGAACCAAUAAAUGAAUCAGAGUAUAUGGGUCAGAAAAGUCCAACACCUCCUCCCAUGGUCCAAAGCGUUAAAGUCAAGGAGAAUAUAGAUGAGAAAGAAAAGGUAGAAAAGGUGCAAGAAGAAAAAGAGGAGUUAAGUAAAGAAGACUAUGAAAGAGUUGAAAGUGUUGCUGAAUCAAAUGCAAAGGAAAACAUAGAAGUAACUAUAGCACAUGUAGAACAUGAAACAGGUGUCCCUGUAAAAUCUCCUGAGAUGAGUAUAACCACAAGCUCAGUUAUGGUGAAACCAACACAAGAAUAUUUCCAGUCCCCAGACAGUAUUGCCUCAACAUAUGUAACACCUUCACUUCCUGCUCGAGUCGUUUUUCCAGAUGGAAGUAUGUCUGCCUAUGCCAGUAUAAUGCAGACAAUAAUGGUCCCUUCACUUGUCAAUGAAGCAUUCACAAGCUCCUCUAGAACCAUUGCUGUUCCAACCACAACAUCGUCCCCAGUAUCAGCUGAAGCAUCUUCACCAGCCAGCAUAUCAUCUGAUUUACCCAUUUCGCCAAAGCCAGUCACAUCAACCACUGAGCACCCUGCCGUAUACGCUAGGGUAGCAUCGCCAGAAAUGAUGACAAAAGAACCAAGUCCCCCAAUUGCUUUAACACAGUCCUCAUCUCAACAAGGGCCAUUGAAAGGAACUGAGUUAGAAGAUAUGACCUCUGAAGAGGUUUUUGAAGCUCGAUUCAAAAAACGUGAGUCUUCCCUCACUAGAAGUCUGAAAUUUUUGUCACGGUCAAAAAAUGAUGACAAAGCACAAGCUGCAUCAUCAGACCCUACAGACCCACAUGAAGAGAUAUACCGACCUAGGCCAGUUGGUGCACCAUUGGAGUUCUCCCCAAGACUAAGACUUGAGGAAAAGUCCAAGUCAGUUCAGGACCUUCGUGAAGCUCAAAAGGACCAAGGCUUCAUGAAGAGGCUUUCUAUGCGCUUGAAGAGAACUCCAUCAGCAGAGCGCAAAGAUGAAAUACAGAAAGAAGACGAUUCAGCAAUUACAAAACGUAGGCUUUCUUGGACGCUUGGCAGAAGAGGGUCCCAAGAAAAGAAAGAUGCAGAGAUGGCUCGAAUAGAUGGAGGAGGCGAUAGAUUGGUGGAACAUGAUGAAAAGGAGCUGAAGAAACCUAAUGAAUCACCCGUGUUGGCAAUGCGCCGAAAGAUUGAAUCAACAGUGGCUGAGAUCUCCACAAGAAUCCGCAGCUUCUCAGAAGAAAGAAAGGCAUCAGACGACAAGGAGUCAAAAAGGACACCUAUUCUUUCAAUGCUUCGUCGUUCAACAUCAGAGAGCCGAGCUACAAAGGUUGCCAGCAUUCCUCAGAACCAGCUGGAAUCUCAGGCCAAAAAUGGUGCCUCAUCGGAGUCUCUAGACUCCAUGUCCAGCCUUAAAUCAGAAACAUCUAAGGGUCUGGAGGCUGAACGUAGAUCCCGCUGGGAUCGAUGGGGCCUGACGAGAGGGAGGCGAGAUAAGACAGUGUCACAGCCUGACAUACCAACAGCAAUCUCCAGAGACAAUAGCUCCUUACGUUCACGUUAUUCCAGACUGGCUUCUGAUUUUCAUCCAGUAUUUCAUAUCAAACUGAGAGAUCAUGUCCUGUUGGAGGGCGAUCCCGUGACACUCAGCUGUCUGCCGGCAGGAAGCCCCCAUCCACAAAUCACCUGGUUGAAAGACAAGAAACCCCUGGAGAUUGAUGCCAGGAUGAAUAUGAUCUCCUGCCCUGACGGCCGGCAGCUGCUGAUGAUCAUGCAGACCACCAAAAAGGAUGCAGGGGUCUAUGAAUGUGUUGCUACAAACCCUCUGGCUUCCGUGUCCAGUUCUUGCACAAUAUCGCUCGCUCGCCUGCCCAAUCACCCCGGCACCCCUGAGAUUCCUCAGAAGUACAACAACACAGCACUUGUGGUGUGGAGGCCCACGGACACCUUGGCCCCUUGCACAUACUCACUAGAAAGGAGAACAGAGGGUGAUACCAACUGGCUGAUCGUUGCCACUGGAGUGGCGGACUGUUAUUACAAUGUAACUGAUUUGCCAGCAGGGGGCUCCUUCAGGUUCAGGGUGGCUUGUGUCAACAAAGCUGGCCAGGGCCCCUACAGCAAACUGUCACAGGUAGUGACUUUGGAUUCCUUCGAACCAGUUAAAUCCAGUGCUGCUGCAGUGGUCAAGACUGUUCCUACCACUGCUUCUUCUCCGCCUGUAGUAAUGAUGUCAUCCAUGACAGUGCCUCCAAUUAAACCUGCUCCCACUAAAUCCACUGCAGUGACAAAUGCCCAACCUGCCCAUCCAUCAGCUUCAGCUCCCGUGGUCAAAUCUGCCUCCCCAGUAACCAUCAAGCCUGCUGUGCAGGUCAGUGCCAGCCACCGUGCUGUCACUCUGCCCGUUAGUACAACUUCAACUUCACAACCAGUGCAGACUACAACAGCUGCCCAAGCCAAAGCCAAGACUAGCAUUAGCAUCAGUAUGAGCAAACCCCAAACAAAGCUGGCAUUCCCACCUGUUGUUCCACCCAAACCUCAGAGUCCUGCAUUCACAUCCAUUACCAACAGGCUUCCUUCUCCUGCACCGUCACCUGCUCCUGUCAUGGGAAAACCUAUUUCAUCCGUGCCAAUGUACGCUCCGGCUGCGACUGCUCGUGUUACUCCCCCUUCUCAAGCCGCUCCAACGCCGAUAGCCAUUACACCCAUUACCCCACCUGUGGUGGUAGUUCAGAGCUUGACACCAGUUUUGCAGGCAGGGGACAGUCGCAGUACACCAUCCGGACGGGUCACUCCGUCUGGACGGGCCACACCCUCGGGACGCAGGACGCCACUGGGCAGACCUGGGGACGGAUCUCUGCGCCAGGGAGUUCCACAGAAACCUUAUACGUUUAUGGAUGAAAAAGCAAGGGGUCGGUUUGGUGUGAUCCGAGAGUGUCGAGAAAAUGCCACAGGCAACCUGUUCAUGGCUAAGAUCGUUCCUUACGAGGCAGAGAGCAAGCAGUCGGUGCUUCAGGAGUAUGACAUCCUAAAGUCCCUUCAUCAUGACAGGAUCAUGGCUCUUCAUGAAGCGUAUGUCACACCACGCUACUUGGUGCUCAUCUCUGAGUACUGCAGUGGGAAGGAGUUGCUCUACAGCCUUAUAGAUAGGUUCCGUUACUCAGAGGACGAUGUGGUGACUUAUAUCAUGCAGACCCUCCAGGGUCUGGACUACCUUCAUUCUCGCCGUAUCCUGCAUCUGGAUAUCAAGCCGGAAAAUAUCAUUGUCACCCAGAUGAACGUCAUCAAGAUCAUUGACUUUGGAAGUGCUCAGAGCUACAACCCCCUCUUCCUCAAGCAAUUUAGCCCUCCAAUUGGAACACUGGAGUACAUGUCGCCAGAAAUGUUGAAAGGGGAUGUCGUGGGCCCUCCAGCUGAUAUCUGGAGCGUGGGUGUGAUGACUUUCAUCAUGUUGAGUGGAAGGUCGCCUUUUAUGGCAAAUGAUCCUCAGGAGACUGAAGUCAGGAUCCACGCUGCAAAGUUUGACCUCUCUAAACUCUAUCAGAAUGUGUCCCAAAGUGCCUCUAUGUUCCUGAAAAAGAUCCUCUGUAGCUACCCUUGGGCCCGUCCAUCCAUCAAGGACUGCUUCAGUAACUCUUGGCUUCAAGAUGCAUACCUGAUGCGCCUACGCAGGCAGACCCUUACCUUUACAACUACUCGUCUCAAGGAGUUCUUGGCCGAACAGCAGCGCAGGCGAGAGGAGGUGGCCACCAAGCACAAAGUUCUACUUCGAUCCUACCAGAGCUCGACACAAACUCCCACCAGCCCUACCACACCAACUGUGCCAGCUUUCCCCUCCACGCCUAUCACCCAGUGAGAGCUGGCUUCUAAACAUCAGUAGGCAGGACUUUACAGGGGGAAACCUUUCAAACCUCCUCAGAGCCAGACAAGACUUUGGGCCAACACGAGGGGUGGUAUCAUCAGGCCUCAGUUGUCGAACUUAUGACUCAUGAAACCAGCAAUGGACAUGAUAAACAGAGACAAAAUGUUUAUUUUGUUUCGUUUUGGUUCCAAAUGACAAUCUAAAAAGAGAUGCUUUCACACAUAAGCAAACUUUAAGAAGACUUUAAGAGCCUGACCAUGUUUUAUAUUGUGUGAACUUUCUUCUUACAGUGGAGGAUGUUGUCCUGAAGUUAGUACCUCAACGUUUGUAAUUUUGCAUACAUUUUGGAUUGAUUACUUCCUUUCUUACUAUUACCUCUUAUCUGAUACAGAAGACAUAAUUACAGAGUAGUGACCUGCAAUGAAAGGCUGAAGGUUGCUGUUUUAGCACAUCAGUGUGAAUUAAAGUGCCCAGUUUAAGAGAGGUUGAAUCAGAUAAUUAUAAUAAAUCAGUGGAAUUCAAAAAUGAAGAGCACAACUUCACAACAAGAGUUAGGUAAUCCACUCAACUCAAAGUAUUUUUUUAAAACAGGUGACAGCUCCUUUGUUGGAUCAGGUUGGCAAUGCAAUGUCAUGCAGGGGCUGGCACGUGCGAGUCGCCAUAUUGUGAGGCAGCGGUCGCAGCACUCACAUAGGUUACCUACUCACGUUGCCAACAUUAUUUUUCCCACAUUUUCAAGUCAUGGUAUGGUAGCCAAAUUAGAAUAGUGACUGUCGUUCUGAAGCUAUUUUCCCUGGAAGCAGAACCAAAAAAGGAUUUAAUGUAUGACCCGUGUACAUGUGAAGCAUUAUUUAAGAAACAAGGGCUAAACAUCAGGUGAAAAUGCAAUGUUACUGUAUCCUCAAUAUGCUAAAAAGCUGGCAAUACAUGGCAAAAGAAGGCACUCCCCUAUAUCUGAACAAGAAUGUUUCAGGCUUACAAAUUUCCAGGCCAUGUACCCAACCAUUAGUGAGCUUAACUUGAACUUUUAAUUGCAAAACUGACCAGCUGCAUAGGCACUGACACCCCAGAUGAGAUACAUAAAAAUAUCAAAAAGCAUCAGGGGAGAUAAGGCUUUACAAUCACAGAUGCAUUCACCCUUUCUUGAUUUCAUAAAGUUCGAAGCUUCCAGUAAUUUUUAUCUUUUUGAUUUGGCAUCUUUGCGCAUGUUGUAGAUGAUUGUAUUUAUACAGCCCCUCUUCCUUUAAACUGCUUUAAUACAUACUUAAAGCUAUAUCAUGUAUGAAUAUACUUCGGACCACAAGAAAGCACGUGAAAGAAAGCACAUGUCAAACCCCGACUUAUACAAAGUGCUCUCAUUCAUUAGAACAGUGUUAUCGGUGGUUCUUUUGAACGUCCCGUGUGGUCAGAAGUGGUAUUGCUACAUAUAAAAGUUUUAAAUCACCAUAAGCAAGUUUAGCUGAUGGUGGUGUUUUUGUUGCCUGUGGCCUCACAAUAUGGUGGCACCGCCCCAUAAUGUAUUACGCUCUGACAUCAGUACCUAAGCUCUGUAGUUUUAUAGUCAAAUAUUUGCAGCAACCAUAGAAUUUUAUUCUAAGAUGUCUAAAUCUCCCUCUUAAUACAGCAACAUAGAAUAUUUUGAUAUUAUUCCCAGAAACACGACGUUGUCUGUGCUACCUAAGGUUCUUGUAGUGCUGUAGCACCUCUCUGGUGGUCAAGAUUGUAGCAGUUCCAGAAAGGACUUUGGUGUUGUUUUUUUUUUCAAAUUCAAAAGAUGCAUGCCUGGUUUCUCCACAAGGGCUAUUAGAGUAGAACCGUGCCAACAUAGGCAUUUCCGCCCUAUUAUUUUAAACAAGAUGAUAAUGAGUGUCUCAUUAUCUAAAGCAGAGUUUUGCCCCUUUCUUUUUUCUUUUAGUUUUGUGAUUUAGAAACUCAUCUUUGAGCUUCCAUAAACAAAUCUCUCUUUCUUCCAACAAUAUUCUGGAUAAUUUAAGUGUGUUCCUUCACUACGAAUAAGCUAAUAAACUGGUUUCCAAGUCAGCUCAAAUCCUCAGCCUGAACUUGGUGAAAUUGUUAAACCGCACAGAGACGGGUAUACACUUCUCUCAUGUUGAAAGCAAGAGCGUUGCAAGUUUUCAGUCAAUCCAGAUUAUUAUUUUUUUAGCUGGGAAGCUGAGUGACAUAAACCCACUGGUGGUACUGGGGUCUCUCUAAGUGGCCUUAAGAUGCUGUUGCCAACAAAUUAGCUGAGAGAAUGCUGAUGAAGACAUUGCUGAGUGCUUUAGUUCCUAUUUUAGCUGCCAUUUUAAACUGCCAACUGCCCUUUUGAAAGAGGGAUGUAUUAUUAUUAUUUCUUAAUUAUGGCUUUUUCUCCACUUUUUUUCAGAUAAAGUGAAGUAGCCUGACACUUUUGACAGGUUACAUAUUUGCUCAGUUAUGUGGCUUAUGACUGGUUUGGCUGUAAGAGAAUGUCAGAGAGUCAAGUCAAAAAGUCCUAUAGCGACAGGAAUCUCUUACUCACUUAACCCUUUCCUCUCAGUUUGCCAAAGUUAUCACGCUAAAUUAUUAAAAUAGAUGAUGAAAAGCACGUCUUUGCAAAGCAUAAAGAAG
Molecule: messenger RNA, 13951 nt
Organism: Cololabis saira (Pacific saury)
Lineage: Eukaryota; Metazoa; Chordata; Actinopteri; Beloniformes; Belonidae
Gene: spegb
Product: striated muscle enriched protein kinase b
Exons: 41
Coding region: 605-11335 (3576 amino acids)
Biological process (GO): protein phosphorylation
Molecular function (GO): ATP binding; protein binding; protein kinase activity
Source: RefSeq, a predicted model, not a curated record